Molecule: messenger RNA, 2541 nt
Organism: Nicotiana tabacum (common tobacco)
Lineage: Eukaryota; Viridiplantae; Streptophyta; Magnoliopsida; Solanales; Solanaceae
Source: RefSeq, a predicted model, not a curated record
UUUAUUCUUGUUAAUUACCGUAUCUCAGUGCUACAUUAUUAUUUCGCUUUUAGUACCGUGAAUAUUAUUUCUGUGAGGGUUUAAUCCCAAUAUUAUGCUCCUAUGGCAGAUGACUUUUCCGUCUUUCAUCCUACAGCUUUACAAUGGUUUAUUCUGCAUACCUAUGUAGCUUAAUUUUGAAUAUAACAAUUGAACUGUGAAAUGUGGAAAUAGUGAAAAAUCACCACCGGAGAGUACUUUAUUUGCACAGCUGCAUUCUGAAUGAGCAAGUCUUCUUUGUUUUCUUUUCUGGUUCCUUUUUAAUGCUUUUGUGGUAUUUAUACUUGAAAAACUGAACAUCUGGUUAGCUAAGUGUUGCGUCAGAACUAUGGAAACAUUAAAAUGUUAGAGCAAUAAUAUAACAGCUUAUUUUAUCCAAAGCAGAGAAGAUUGUAAGGAAAGAGUUUUUAACUAUUUUUCCAGCCAACUCUUCCACCUCCUAGGCUAGACAAGCUAUUUUUAGCAAGCAACCUCUUGUACUUCUACUCACGUCCCUGAAAAUAACGUUUACAUGUGUUAAGUAUAUAGCUAGCGCCUCUUCUGAACAAAGAUCAAAUAAAUUAUCCGAAGUAGUUUAUCAAGUAAUCACUUAAUCUAAUGAUCGCCAAAUGCAUAUAUAAGCGACUAUGGAUGCCAAGUCCAAAAAAGUAAAGAACAGGAAGGGGUAUAAUUUAGUCACCUGUUCUGAAUUCUUGUCAAUAUUAAUAUUGGCAAAGUUAUUUUCAUAUUACCUAUAUAUUACAUGUUCGAGCAGUGAAAACAGUCAUUAGUGUUUGCAUUAGGGUAGGUUGUUUACGUUACACCCUUAAGUUGCAGUCCUUCCAGGGACCCUGCACGAAUGCGGGAUAUUUUAUGCACCGAGUUGCUAUUUUUUUUAUUAGUAUUAUUAAUAUUGUCAAAUAGGUGGUUAUACAAGGUAAUGAUUAUUGUGCAAAGGUUCUAAAUAUGGGCAAAUGAGAAGCUCAGAUCAUAAUUUUACGGUAAGAAUUUUUGAUAAAUUGAAGAGAACUCUACAGGCUUCCAAUUACUACAAAUUAUGCCUAGAUUAAGGAUAGUUACAUCCCACCAAACUGGUGUUGAUUAUUGAGCCUUGUCAAAUAGCAUUUGCCGGCACAUAAACUUAUUUCCUUUGGCAAAAGAUUUCAUUUCUUCCGUCAUCAUUUUGUUCUGUGCCAAACCUAAUCCGUGUGUGUUAACACUAUGUGACAAACAAAUACAAACUUUGUAGUAUAGUAAAAUACUUUGUCCUUCUUAUCAUCACCAAAUAAAAUAAAACAAAAAACAAAAAAAUCACCCCUUAUUAACUCUUCCUUUGUUUUCUCCCCUCCACCUCUAAUCUUAAUACACACACACACACACACACAAACACAGGCACACUCCACACACUAGCAAGAACACAUAUUGAGAGUGAUGGAGGACAGUACUAGUGCAGUUCAGCCACAUGAAGUCGAAGAAUGUAGAGGUGUUCUUAGGGUGUAUAGUGAUGGAACUAUAGUAAGAUCAAGUAAGCCAAGUUUUGAAGUACCAAUACAAGAUGAUGGCUCAGUUCUUUGGAAAGAUGAUGUAUUUGACGCCAUGCAUAACCUUCAACUCCGGCUCUACAAGCCGGCUUUGGCCACUUCGGCCACUAAGCUGCCCAUCUUCUACUACAUUCAUGGGGGCGGCUUUUGCAUCGGCUCACGGACGUGGCCAAAUUGCCAAAACUAUUGUUUCAAGCUAGCUUCUGAGCUCCAAGCCGUGGUUAUCUCCCCCGACUAUCGGUUGGCUCCUGAGAACCGGCUCCCAGCUGCCAUUGAAGAUGGUUACAUGGCUGUGAAAUGGCUCCAAGAUCAAGCCAUGUCUAAUGAGCCUGACACGUGGCUUACAGAUGUUGCUGACUUUAGCCGAGUGUUUAUUUCAGGUGACUCAGCCGGUGGCAACAUCGCGCAUAAUUUGGCAAUUCGGCUUAGAGUUGGAUCAAUCGAGCUGGCGCCGGUUCGAGUUAGAGGUUAUGUAUAUUUGCUUCCUUUCUUUGGAGGGACUACAAGGACAAAGUUUGAAGCUGAGGGACCUAAAGAAGCUUUUUUAAACAUUGAGCUCAUUGACAGGUUUUGGAGGUUAUCAGUACCAAUAGGGGAAACAACUGACCAUCCACUUGUGAACCCAUUUGGGCCCAACAGCCCAGACUUGGAAAAGAUUGAUCUUGACCCAAUUCUUGUAAUUGUUGGAGGAUAUGAUCUUCUUAAAGACAGAGCUGAAGACUAUGCAAAGAGAUUGAAGGAAUGGGGAAAGAAGAUUGAAUAUGUGGAGUUUGAAGGACAACAACAUGGUUUUUUCACUAUUUAUCCUAAUUCAAAGCCUUCCAAGAAGUUGAUGCUCACUAUCAAGAAGUUCAUUCGAGACAAUUCUUCUUAAGAAGAUACAAGAAAUUUAUUGCUAAUAAAGUUUGGUUUUCCUUAAAAAUGUAAUUCUUCUUCUUUUUGUUUGUUUUGUUCCGUCUGUUUUCUUGUUUUAUUGCUAUGC